AUGACCAUCUCUCAUAGGCUGAUUUGCUGCAAAUUGUUGCCGGCAAUCGCCGAGGAGCUCCCUCGAAAGAGGGCCUAUCGCAUCUUUCAUACAGCGGAAGAAAUCCUUCACGAUUUCUGUGCUCAUAGACAGAUAUGUCACGCGGAGAUUGUCAUAUCUAUCCCCAAUAUCGGCAUAUCUGCCCUCGAGACUGGCAUAUCUGCCCCAAAAAUUGGCAUAUCUGCCCUCAAUACUGGCAUAUCUGUCCCCAAUAUUGGCAUAUCUGCCCUCAAUACUGGCAUAUCUGUCCCCAAUAUUGGCAUAUCUGCCAUCAAUACUGGCGUAUCUGUCCCCAGUAUUGGCAUAUCUGCCCUCAAUACUGGCAUAUCUGUCCCCAAUAUUGGCAUAUCUGCCCUCGAUACUGGCGUAUCUGUCCCCAGUAUUGGCAUAUCUGCCCUCAAUACUGGCAUAUCUGUCCCCAAUAUUGGCAUAUCUGCCCUCAAUACUGGCGUAUCUGUCCCCAGUGUUGGCAUAUCUGCCCUCAAUACUGGCAUAUCUGUCCCCAAUAUUGGCAUAUCUGCCCUUAAUACUGGCGUAUCUAUCCCCAGUAUUGGCAUAUCUGCCCUCAAUACUGGCAUAUCUGUCCCCAAUAUUGGCAUAUCUGCCCUCAAUACUGGCGUAUCUGUCCCCAGUAUUGGCAUAUCUGCCCUCAAUACUGGCAUAUCUGUCCCCAAUAUUGGCAUAUCUGCCCUCAAUACUGGCGUAUCUGUCCCCAGUAUUGGCAUAUCUGCCCUCAAUACUGGCAUAUCUGUCCCCCAAUAUUGGCAUAUCUGCCCUCAAGACGGGCAUAUCUGUCCUCGAGAUGUGUCGGGUUUACAAGAGUGCUCGUACCGGACUCCGGUAACCGGAGCAUAUCUCAAGACGACGUACCCGCCCAAUCCGAGGAAAGAUGUGAACGACACGAAGUUACACCACUUCCGAUAA
Perkinsus marinus ATCC 50983 is the source of this 963-nucleotide messenger RNA. RefSeq lists its product as hypothetical. The record is from RefSeq and is a predicted model, not a curated record. The transcript has 2 exons. NCBI's taxonomy places the organism in Eukaryota, Perkinsozoa, Perkinsida, Perkinsidae. Bases 1 to 963 code for a protein of 320 amino acids.